Symsagittifera roscoffensis is the source of this 1023-nucleotide messenger RNA. RefSeq lists its product as uncharacterized. Bases 1 to 1023 code for a protein of 340 amino acids. The transcript has a single exon. Lineage: Eukaryota; Metazoa; Xenacoelomorpha; Acoela; Convolutidae. The record is from RefSeq and is a predicted model, not a curated record.
AUGCCGCCAAUUGUCGACAGACAUUUUGAAGUGCCAAAGCAACAUGAGGAUUUUUGCGUCUUCGAUAGCGGCAUUGAAGAUCCAGAAAGGGUGUUGAUUUUUGGAGAUCGGGACAAUAUCCAGAGUUUGAUAUUACAUCGAGAUGUUUGGCUGUGUGAUGGAACGUUCAAAGUUUGCCCGAUUCAAUUUUAUCAACUCUACACCAUCCACAUUCAACUCGCUGGCUUUUACCCCCCCUGCAUUUAUGCACUGUUGCCCAACAAAACAGAACACACUUACAAAAAGCUACUGAAGGGGUUAUCAGCCAUCACCGAAAACCACGAGCCUCACCGCAUUCUCCUCGAUUUUGAACGUGCAGCACUUAACGCUUUCGCUAGUCACCAUACCGGAGCGUUGCUGAAAGGCUGCUAUUUUCACUUAUGUCAAGCGUUCAACCGGAAAAUAAACGAAGUGGGCCUGAAGCGACUGUACGAAACUAAUCAUGAUCUCAAUUUGUCAUUGCGCUUAAUUCCAGCUCUAAGUUUCGUACCAGUUGAAAUGGUCAAUGCUGCUUUUGACUUGGUCAUUGAGGAAAUCGAAAAUGUGUCGGACAAAUUUGAUCUUGACGACAAUAUCACUCAAAAACUUGAUGAGGUAGCCUCAUACUUUCAGCGCACCUACAUCAAAGGCGAAACCAUCGGAAGGAAUUCUCGCGAACCUCUCUUCCCAGUAAACCUUUGGAAUCAUUCCGAAGAAGCAGCUGCUGGGUUAAUAAGGACAACAAAUGCUGUAGAAGGCUGGCAUCUUGGCGUUGCUACUCUCUUCAAAGGAAACCACCCAUCCGUUCACACCUUUCUGGAACAAAUCAAACUGGAUGCUGCAAAUCAGAAAUUUAAUAUAAUGAAAGCAAUGGGAGGAAACAGCAACCCCAGUCGAAAGAAGUACAGGGAAUUGAACGAGAAAGUGAAAAACAUUUGCAACAAUUUUAACAAAGAUUCUAUUUUAACCUAUUUGUAUUCUCUCGCGCAAUUAAGUCAUUCCUAA